AUGUAUAUGCAGGUAGAGUCGCGCACCAGCUCCCGCCUCCAUCUGAAGAGGGCUCCAGGCAUCAGAUCCUGGUCCCUGCUGGUUGGAAUCUUGUCGAUCGGCCUGGCUGCUGCCUACUACAGUGGAGAUAGCCUGGGCUGGAAGCUCUUCUACGUCACAGGCUGUCUGUUUGUGGCCGUGCAGAACCUGGAGGACUGGGAGGAAGCGGUCUUCAACAAGAGCACCGGGAAGGUAGUGCUGAAGACGUUCAGCUUGUAUAGGAAGCUGCUGACUCUUUGCAGAGCAGGCCAUGACCAAGUGGUGGUCCUGCUCAGUGACAUCCGGGACGUGAAUGUGGAGGAGGAGAAGGUCCGGUACUUCGGGAAGGGCUACGUGGUGGUGCUUCGGUUUGCCACAGGCUUCUCCCACCCCCUCACCCAGAGUGCUGUUAUGGGCCACCGCAGCGAUGUGGAAGCCAUUGCCAAGCUUAUCACUACUUUCCUGGAGCUGCACCGCCUGGAGAGUCCUGUGGAGCUGUCUCAGAGCAGUGACAGUGAGGCCGACGGCCCGGGAGACCAGAGCUGA
Rangifer tarandus platyrhynchus (Svalbard reindeer) is the source of this 564-nucleotide messenger RNA. Lineage: Eukaryota; Metazoa; Chordata; Mammalia; Artiodactyla; Cervidae. The record is from the annotation of a GenBank genome assembly.